AAUCCACCAAUUGCGAAAAUGUUGCAUUUUCACAAUAUUACAAAAGUUUGUGAAAAUGCAUUAAGAGCUGCAAAUUUAAAAUUAACAGAUAUUAAUGCAAUAGCUACAACUGUGAAACCUGGUCUUUUUUAUUCUCUCAAUGCGGGGACACAAUUUGGAAAAUAUUUAGCAAAGAUUGGAGAAAAACCUUUUAUACCAAUACAUCAUAUGCAAGCUCAUGCUUUGACAGCAAGAAUUAAUGAAAAGAUUGAUUUUCCAUAUCUUAUUUUAUUAGUUUCUGGAGGUCAUUGUUUAUUAGCAAUUGUUGCAGAUGUAAAUAAAUUUUACUUACUUGGUACUACAAUGAAUAAUGCACCUGGAGAAGUUUUUGAUAAGAUUACGCGAAGACUCAAAUUAAGAAAUAUUCCAGAAUUCAGUAGUUUAUGUGGUGGCUUAGCCCUAGAAACUGCAGCAAGUAAAGCAUCAGAUAUUAAUCAGUUUUCGUUUCCUCUUAUAAUGACAAAAGUGCGUAAUUGUAAUUUUAGUUUUGCUGGAUUAUUAUCCGAGAGUGUAAGAUGUAUUGAAGCAGAAGAAAAGAAACAUGACAUAAUUGCAGACAUGGUGAUUCCUGAUGUAUACAAUUUUUGUGCAGCAAUUCAAUUAACUGCUGUAAAACAUAUUUGUCAGAGAACUCAAAGAGCAAUGAAGUUUAUUGAUGACAUGUCAUUACUUCCUACAGAUAGACAGACAUUAGUUGUGUCUGGAGGAGUUGCAUGUAAUAAUAUUUUAGCUAAAGCAUUAAGUAUUUUAAGUACAGAAUUAGGUUAUAACUUUGUAAGAACUCCCCCUAAUUUAUGCACUGAUAAUGGAAUAAUGAUUGCAUGGAAUGGUGUUGAAAAAUGGAAUAGAGAUAUAGAGGUUAUCAGAGAUAUAAGUAAAAUUGAAAAAAUUACAGUACAAACAAGGGCUCCACUGGGAGAAGAUUGGACUAGAAAAGUAGAAGCAGCAAAUAUAUCGUGCAAAUGGAUAAAUAUAAGGAAAAAACUUUACCAAUAG
Molecule: messenger RNA, 1035 nt
Organism: Eufriesea mexicana
Lineage: Eukaryota; Metazoa; Arthropoda; Insecta; Hymenoptera; Apidae
Product: probable tRNA N6-adenosine threonylcarbamoyltransferase, mitochondrial
Exons: 4
Cellular component (GO): mitochondrion
Source: RefSeq, a predicted model, not a curated record